Molecule: messenger RNA, 4117 nt
Organism: Oncorhynchus mykiss (rainbow trout)
Lineage: Eukaryota; Metazoa; Chordata; Actinopteri; Salmoniformes; Salmonidae
Product: guanine nucleotide-binding protein subunit alpha-14
Biological process (GO): adenylate cyclase-modulating G protein-coupled receptor signaling pathway; phospholipase C-activating dopamine receptor signaling pathway
Cellular component (GO): cytoplasm; heterotrimeric G-protein complex
Molecular function (GO): G-protein beta/gamma-subunit complex binding; G protein-coupled receptor binding; GTPase activity
Source: RefSeq, a predicted model, not a curated record
AGUUGGAUAGGGAGAGGAGUGACAAAUACCUGUUGUGCCAUUCAUUUCACACCAAAAACACUUUUAGAAUGAUUCAUAUGUCUAUUGACACUGUAAUUAUACAUAAAUGUUCGUUAGAAAUAGGAAAAUUAUGAGUAACCUACUCCAGCAAAGUCUGAAAGUAUUUAUUCUAGGCUAUGUGCCCGAGGGACUUCUCAAUUUGGUGUUCUCAACUGACUGAGUGUUUCAUCAAACUACAUACUCUGCAUAUUCUACGGAACCCGUAGACCUAUUCACGGAUCUGCUUACUUGUUUUAGAUGAAAAGCUAUUGAAACCUGGAAAUAGUCUGUCAUGCUUCAACGGAAAAUUCAUGCAGUUAAAAUAAAUAUAUUAGAGACACGGGAAGAAUGGAUCGGGCACAACGAAAGUGUUGUGUAGGCCUAUCUGCUUUACAAGGCGUGUGACACAUUGAAGUGAGUUUGACAUGGCGUGCUGGCAAUGGUGCCGUCGGACCUGCGUUUGUUUCCUGGACAAUGAAGAGAGGCAGACUAUUGCUAUUGACAAGGAGAUUCAGAGGAUUCUCCGAAAGCAGAAGAAGAGAGAACGCAGAGAAAUCAAAGUGCUUUUACUCGGCACGGGGGAGAGUGGGAAAACCACCUUCAUCAGACAGAUGAGGAUCAUCCAUGGAAGAGGCUUCUCUGAGGAGGAAAGACGGGACUACGCCAAGCUCAUCUACCAGAACAUCUUCACAGCUGUGAAGGCAAUGACCCGGGCCAUGAUCACCCUCAGACUGCCCUAUGCCUACCCAGAGAAUGAGAUGUAUGACAGGUGGGUGCAGGAUGUGGAUGUCUCUGUCACCCAGCUGGACAGAGGCAAUGUGGAUGCCAUCCGCCGUCUCUGGGCCGACCCAGGCCUCCGGGUCUGCUACAGCCGCCGCAGCGAGUACCAGCUGUUGGACUCCACAGAGUACUACAUGACAAAUCUGGACCGCAUAUCAGCCCCAGACUACAUCCCCACUGCUCAGGACGUACUGCGAGUUCGAUUCCCCACCACCGGCAUCCAUGACUACUCCUUCACUGUGGAGAAAAUCACACUCAGGAUUGUGGAUGUGGGUGGACAGAAGUCAGAGAGGCGGAAGUGGAUCCAUUGUUUUCAGGACGUCACAUCCCUCAUUUUCCUGGCUUCCCUCAGUGAGUACGACCAGGUCCUGGAGGAGAGAGAGACCGAUAACCGUAUGGAGGAGAGCUUGGCUCUGUUCUACACCACCAUCCACUCCCCCUGGUUCCUCAACACCUCCAUCAUCCUCUUUCUCAACAAGACAGACAUCCUCGCUGAUAAGAUCCAGGCGUCCGACCUGCAGAAGUACUUCCCAGGGUUCACAGGAAAGCGACGUGACGCUCAGGAUGCUAUGAAGUAUAUACAGAAGAUGUAUAAGCAGCAGACUCGCAGCCGGGACAAGGAGGAGAGCAAGACGCUGUACCCCCACUUCACCUGCGCCACCGACACCAACAACAUCUGCAAUGUAUUCAAUGCCGUCAAGGACACGGUGCUCCUCAAGGCCCUCAGGGACUAUGGGGUGAUCUGAUGGGCCUGGGGGCCCUCCUGCCUGGGGAGCAACACUCAACCAACACUCAGGGCUGAAGAGACUCUCCCCCGAUCCAUUCCUCGCUCACUUUUCUCCUCUCUCCAUCUCAGCGCUGGGGAUGCUUUCUGGCCAAACCUUCUUAUUGUAGGAAGGAAUCUCAGACAGAAUGGACUGCUGAACACGCACGCACGCACGCACGCACGCACGCACGCACGCACGCACACACACACACACACACACACACACACACACACACACACACACACACACACACACACACAUUACAGGAUCUGAUCAUAGUUAUUUCCCCCUCUGGUUGUUAUUGUAUAAUGUUGUGUUUAAGAGCUUGGAGAUGCAGUGCCCUACCAGUGCUUGAAACUGGACUAGAGAUGUCAUGAAGUGCUGUGCCUCCAUUAUGUUAGUGAUGACUUUAGCAGGUGGAGAGGAGAACUCUAUAGCCCAUAUGUAUCACCAACACCCCCAUGUUGAUAGAAAAUGCCUCUGCUCUAGAGAUCACUACAGAAGCUUCCACUCUAUCUGUGUGUUGAAUGAACGUUACUGUACACGUGUUGUAGCCAUUACAUAACACAACACACCAUUUACACUAAUAAGUUUACACUUAUGAGAAGGUGCCACCAAAUAAGGCUGGUGUAACAUUUUGUAUUUGGUUAGUCUUUUCAUUUGUUUUAUUGUUUGAUAGCUGUAUUCCAGGUGUGAGGUGUGGUGAAGGCAGGAAAUGUGAGAGUCGAUGGGUUCCCCUGACACAGUAUGUUAUGCAAUGCAAUGCUGUACUACACUGUUAGGAUUCUUGGUUUGGUUCAUUGUGGAUGUUCUUGUCUCUUCCCAUAAUGUGCUUGCUUUUCGACCAAUCACUAACUGCUAUACAUUGAGUUCAUAUGGGAACAACAAUACCAGUGAAUCAAUACAUUGCCCAACAAAUCAGAGUCCUUAAAGGGAUAAUUCAAUGUGUCAUUUUGUAAUUUGGGUGGUUUCCUUACCCUGUAGCAUUCUAUGUACAAGGUAUGACAGUAAUCCAUGCUUUGGUUUAGUUUCCCUGGCACUGUUUCCAAAUGUAAAUGUUUAGCAUUUGUGGCACAAAUCCCAUUCAAGUCAUGGGACCGAUUAUUAGCCAUUUUUGGGCAUCAUGUUCAAAUCAUCUAUAAGUUACUUUGGUGAACUUCACGAUACUUUAGGAUAAUUUGGACAUAAAUUAUAAAAUUGGUCCCAUGACAGAUUUGUGCUACAAAUGUUGGCAUUUGGAAAACGUGCAAGGGAAACUAAACCAAAGAAUGGAUUGCUGUCAUACUGUAUCUUGUACACAGACUGCUUACAGGGUAAGGAAACUAAUGUGUCAUUGUGUAAUUUGGGUGAAAUAUCCCUUUAAGAGCAGGAGCCAAGUACAGGGUUAAUACUAGCUGGCAGGCAUGCUGCUGUUAAUGCUAUUAGGUGGUUGAGGGAGGCCAGUAGAAAUGAAAGCCUGGUAUCCUGAGCGGUUCAAGUCUUGCUACUGUCUGAUACCUCCAAAAAUCAACCUAAAAAGAACAGAGUGUAGUUGUGAUGUGAAUGAUGAUAGGCUACAGCCCACGGUAGGACUUUGAUUUGAGCGGUGGAGUUUCCUGAUCAUCUCUUCGGGCUGUGCUGUGGAGUGUCAUCAAAGGUUACACAGCAAAACAAGGAUUUAAUCAUUGUAUUUAUUAUUAACAUCUCUUUAUUUAUCGUUGGCUAGUUCUUUUACUCUGGUCCCGAUAUCCAAAUUUAAGUUCAGUUGAUAUUUAGCUCAGUAGGCUUUGGCUGUGCUCAAAUUGUUACUAGGUCGGUAAGAUUUUAUAUUGGAUUUUAUAUUGGUGCAAUUGAAGCAAUAUUGUCUCUAUACAUAUGAGCGUAAUAUCCAUCUCAAUAUGAGUGAGUGGAGCAGGGUGGAGUCUGUCUGAUAAUACAGGUAUUAAUAUUCUAACCUGUGUGUGUGUGUGUGUGUGUGUGUGUGUGUGUGUGUGUGUGUGUGUGUGUGUGUGUGUGUGUGUGUGUGUGUGUGUGUGUGUGUGUGUGUGUGUGUGUGUGUGUGUGUGUGUGUGUGUGUGUGUAAAAGGACUUCAAGAUCAGAUUAAAACCUCUUCCAUUUAAUUGAAUUCAGUAAUGACAAAUUGACAUAGAUCAUAUAGUGUAGUAUGCAUCUAUUUGAUCAAGAUUUCAGAAUAUUGCUUUAGGACAGUGUGAAUAAUGUAUACAGUAUAAGGAUUUGACCUGUGUUUUCUAACUUUGGCCAAAUAGUUUUUUUGUAAAGGAUUUGAGUCUGAAUGUGCAACUGUUGUAUAGCUAUAUACUGUAUCUUCCCCCCUGCAGAACUGAACAUAAACCCUGCUGUUGUGAAAUAUUAAUUGUGUUCAGCUUAUUUUUCUAUUAGACAACCUCAUCAAUAGCUACAGUAACUGGAGUUGUUGUAUAUCUUACAGACUUAAACAUUGGGAGAACUCUUAUUUGUUGCAAAUAUUUUGUAUAGAUUUGGCAAGAAUUUGAUGAAAAUAUUUUCAGAUUAGAUUAAAGAUAUGUUUUGA